Messenger RNA from Kogia breviceps (pygmy sperm whale), 3563 nucleotides. The record is from RefSeq and is a predicted model, not a curated record. Lineage: Eukaryota; Metazoa; Chordata; Mammalia; Artiodactyla; Physeteridae.
AUGAAGCAGCUGUGCCUUUGCGCCGCCGCCUCCUUCGCGCUCCUGCCCACCCUGCGGCCCCUGCCCCAUCCCGAAGCCGGCAGUCAGAGGCAGGCGCCAGGCAAGUGCCCAGGCCGGGCGGUGAGAGCCCGGAGCCCCUGCUGGGGGAGCGGGGAGGGGCAGCGGCCGCCAGUCCCACGUUCCCCUGGGUGUGCCCUGCAGAGCCAGGACUGGGGCAAAAGUGACGAGCGACUGCUGCAGGCCGUGGAGAACAACGAUGCCGCACGGGUGGCCUCCCUCAUUGCCCGCAAGGGGCUGGUGCCCACGAAGCUGGACCCCGAGGGCAAGUCCGCAUUCCACCUGGCGGCCAUGAGGGGUGCAGCCAGCUGUCUAGAGGUGAUGCUGACGCACGGCGCCAACGUUAUGAGCACGGAUGGGGCAGGUUACAGUGCCCUCCACCUGGCCGCCAAGUAUGGGCACCCUCAGUGCUUGAAGCAACUACUUCAGGCAUCCUGCGUGGUGGAUACUGUGGACAGUAGUGGGUGGACGGCGCUGCAUCACGCAGCGGCUGGCGGCUGCAUCUCCUGCUCAGAAAUGCUCUGCUCCUUCAAGGCACAUCUGAAUCCCCGAGAUCGGCUGGGUACAACACCCCUCAUCAUAGCAGCUCAGAUGUGUCACACAGAUCUGUGCCGCCUUCUCCUGCAGCAAGGGGCUGCUGCAAAUGACCAGGACCUUCAGGGCAGGACAGCCCUGAUGCUGGCCUGUGAGGGAGCCAGCCCCGAAACAGUGGAGGUGCUGCUGCAGGGUGGGGCUCAGCCGGGCAUCACUGAUGCGCUGGGCCAGGACGCUGCUCACUACGGCGCCCUGGCAGGGGACAAACUCAUCCUACACCUCCUGCAGGAGGCCGCCCAGCGCCCCUCACCACCCAGCGAGGAUGACUCAGGCGAGGCAUCAUCUCAGAACUCUGUGUCCAGCCAUGAAAAACAAGGGGCCCCCAAGAAGCGGAAGGCACCUCAGCCCCCUGCCAAUAUCCCGAUGCCGGAUGAUCAAGAUGCCUAUGAGGAGAUCGUGCGGCUGCGACAGGAGAGGGGCCGCCUGCUGCAGAAGAUCCGGGGCCUGGAGCAGCACCAGGAACGGAGGAAGCAGGAGCUGCCAGAGGCAGAGGCCAGCUCCCUCCACAGCCUGGAGAGACAGGUGCAAGAACUACAGCAGCUGCUGGCAGAGAAGCAGGAGGAGAAGGAGAGUCUAGGACGGGAAGUGGAAAGUUUGCAGAGCAGGCUGUCCCUGCUGGAGAAUGAGAGGGAGAACACCAGCUAUGACGUGGCCACCCUGCAGGACGAGGAGGGUGAGCUGCCUGACUUCCCAGGGGCUGAGGCACUGCUCUCCAAGCACCUAAGCCCAUCGGCCCAGGAGCUCUUGGCCUCGCUGCAGGAGCAGGUGGCCACGCUCACCAGACAGAACCAGGAACUGAUGGAGAAGGUCCAGAUCCUGGAGCACUUCGAGAAGGACGAGAUGGAGGCUGACAGUCUGGCCGAGGUCAUCCCUCUGGCGCUGUACGACUCUCUCCGGGCUGAGUUUGACCAGCUCCGCAGGCAGCAUGCCAAGGCCCUGCAGGCGCUGGAGCAGCAGGAAGCACAGGAGGCCCCUGGAGAAGAGGAGGCAGCCCCUAGGGAGGGCAAAGUCCCGGGAGCCAAGACCACCAGAAACGGACCAGUAGAAACAGAGCUUAACGGCACUGCAGCUCCGGAAACCAGAAUUAAUGGAGCCGAGAGCACAGAUGAGGAGGCUGCGGGAGUAGAAACCACGGAAGCCAGAGCUUUGGAAGCAGCAUCCACGGUGGCAGAGGCCACGGAAACAAGACCCACGGACGCUGAGACCACGGAAACAGAGGGUGCGGGCGUCGAGCACUUGGAAACAAAGCCCACAGGGGCUGAGGUCGCAGAAGCGAAAACUCUAGAAGAAGGAGGAAACGCAGAAACAGAGGCCACGGAAGCAGAGUCCACAAAUAUGAAAACAGAGGAACCAGAAUGGAAGGCCAGUGGAACAGGUGCUGUGCAGGAAGAGCUCACAGGCACAGGGACCAUGAAAACGGAGGCCAUGGGAGUGGAGGCCACGACCCCGAGGGUCACCGCAGGCCCCGCCCCGCACCCCAGUGCUGCCGAGCUGGAGGCGGCCCACGGCAAGCGUGAGCCCGCGGAGGCCGAGGGUGGUGGCGCUGGCGGGGUCAGCAGCGGUGACACGGGCCAGCUGCGGGCCGCCCUGGAGCAGGCCCGGGAGGACCUCCGAGACCGGGACUGCCGCCUCCGGGAGCUGGAAGUGGCCUCGGCCCGGCUGGACGAGGCCCAGGCUGGCCGGCUGUUGGCCGAGGAGGAGGCUCGGGGCCUGCGGGCAGAGCUGGCCCAGCGGGAGGAGUUGCGGCUGGAGCUGAGCCGGGAGCUGCAGGCCCUGCGGGAGCAGCUGGCUACGGCCACAGCCGCCGGGGAGCAGCAGCGGGCCACGGCCGUCAAGCUGGGCCAGGCGCGGGACGCGGCCGAGGCGCAGGCCGCUGAGCUGGCCGCGGCCUGCGAGGAGGCUCGGCGGGGCCUGGCGGAAUUGCGUGAGGCCUCCGAGGUGCUCCGCCAGUCGGUGGUGCCGGCCUCGGAGCACCACCGGCUGCAGGAGGAGGCUCUGGAGUUGCGGGGCCGGGCGGCCAGCCUGGAGCAGGAGGUGGUGGCCACGGGCAAGGAGGCCGCCCGUCUGCGGGCAGAGCUGGAGCGCGAGCGCGUGGGCAGCGUGGCCCGCCUGGAGCACGAGCGCAUCGUGGGCGCCCUGCAGGACGACGCGGCCCAGCUCCGGGAGCAGCUGGAGGAGCUGGGGCGACGCCACGAGAAGACCAGCGCCGAGGUCUUCCAGGUGCAGCGGGAGGCGCUAUUCAUGAAGAGUGAACGGCAUGCAGCCGAGGCCCAGCUGGCCACCGCAGAGCAGCAGCUGCGGGGGCUACGUACCGAGGCCGAGCGGGCACGCCAGGCCCAGAGCCGUGCCCAGGAGGCCCUGGAGAGCGCCAAGGAGAAGGACAAGAAGAUCACAGAGCUCUCCAAGGAAGUCUUCAGCCUUAAGGAGGCACUGAAGGACCAGCCGGGAGCCCCAGGCUCCUCGGAGGUGGAGGCCCUUCGCGGCCAGGUGAAGGCUCUAAGGGAGCAGCUGGAGGAAGCUGCCAGGGACCACAGUGCAGUGGUGGCCUUGUACAGGAGCCACCUCCUCUAUGCCAUCCAGGGUCAGAUGGAUGUAGACGUACAGCGGAUUCUGAGUCAGAUCCUGCAGAUGCAAAGACUCCAGGCCCAGGGCCGCUGAGACCGGAGCACCGCCCUCCAGCUUCCAGGCCCCGAGUCGGGGCUUGCAGACUCACGCGCUGACCAUCCACACUUGGAGACCAGCCUGGGCUCUUUCCCAACGAUCCCUCACUGCCUCCACGGCCCCACUGGUCCCUGCAUGCGCUGGUCAGUCUGGACCCUGGCCCUGACCGUGUACCCUUCCCUGCGCCGGAGAAUCUGUGAGUCCCCUCCCUCGCGUCUGGUCUUAUCAUCGGACGCCACCCCCAGGAAUAA